AUUACUAUUCAUCAACGGUUAGAAAUGCUUGUAAGAAGCACAUCCAGGAUCCAACUCCUCAACUCGCACACUAUAUAUACAAAACCCCCCAAUUGGCGACAUCACCACUUCCAUUUGCAUUUCUUCGAAUCAACAAAGUUUCAGAUUUCGGAGUAAUUUGAAGAUGUCAGGACGUGGAAAGGGAGGAAAGGGUUUGGGAAAGGGAGGUGCGAAGCGUCAUCGUAAGGUUCUGCGAGACAACAUCCAGGGAAUCACAAAACCGGCGAUACGACGUCUGGCGAGAAGAGGAGGUGUGAAACGUAUCAGCGGUUUGAUCUACGAGGAAACUCGCGGAGUUCUUAAGAUCUUUCUAGAAAAUGUCAUCAGAGAUGCUGUUACCUACACAGAGCACGCACGCCGGAAAACUGUCACUGCCAUGGAUGUAGUGUACGCGCUCAAGAGACAAGGCCGAACUCUGUAUGGAUUCGGUGGUUAGGGUUUUCAAUGUCCGAAUAUAGUCUGUGGGUAUUGGUGUUAGGUUAGUGAUUUCUACUGCUUGUUCAAAUCAAAUGUUGUUAGUACUCUGUGUAAGACUCGAAUCAUUUUACCAAAAAAUAGAAGCACUUGACUGAUUACUUA
Lactuca sativa (garden lettuce) is the source of this 618-nucleotide messenger RNA. RefSeq names its product histone H4. The record is from RefSeq and is a predicted model, not a curated record. Gene Ontology annotation, molecular function: DNA binding; protein heterodimerization activity; structural constituent of chromatin. Lineage: Eukaryota; Viridiplantae; Streptophyta; Magnoliopsida; Asterales; Asteraceae. Gene Ontology annotation, cellular component: nucleosome.